UGUUCCUACUGUUCAGCUGAAAUGUUCCUUGUCUUGGUUCCAUCCAAGUCCUCUCCAUUUGAGCCCAUUGCACCAGCUACAUUCACCCAACCCUUGCACCACCACAGGGGCCCAUCUAACCUCACCCUGGGGCAGGGCUGUGGUGUGUGUGCUGCAAAUGGCACAUCCCAACCCCCGCUUUUUGUUUCCCAAGGCCUAUGGUGGUGAGGUGAUGGGGGAUGAUGAUCCCAGCAAAGCAUUGGCGCUUUUCCGGCACCCUGUCAGACUUUUCUGGCCAAAGUCCAAGUCCUUCGACUACCUGUACAGCGAGGGCGAGAAGCUGCUGGAGAACUUCCCAGUGCAAGCCACCAUCAACCUCUAUGAGGACUCUGACAGCGAGGAUGAGGAGGAAGAGGAAGAGUACGGGGGGGAUGAAGGUCAGGUUGAGGAUAUGGGGAAGCAGGCAGGGGAGAUGGUGCUUUUGCAGGGGUAGAUGCCUGCCAGCCCUGUCUGAAAUGAACCCUGAGGCACCCAGCACAUAUAGGAAAGACCCAGCCAUAGUGGCAAAUGGUGGCCCCCUUCUCUUGCAGAGCUGAGACUUCACACUGGCUGGUUGAGAAGUGGCUGUCACCCACAGGGGUCCCUCCCACUGGGGGCAUGCAUGAGUGCAAAGGGAAUCUAGCAGACCUGGCCAUUUUCUAUUGCAGUACUCAGGACUUAACCCAAAGCAGCUGGCACUGAGAGGGGAAAUCCGCACCAUGGUUGGAAGUGGGAGGGGGAACAGCAUUAGUAGGUCUCCAGCAGGGGGUGCAGUUCACUGCAGGGUGUUCCAGGAGUAGGCAUUUGUAGGCAUCACAGCAGGGUGUGCCAACAUCUCUGCUAAAAGUGUAAGGCCCCAUUUGUGCUUCAGAUUAUGACCACUCCUGAGCAUAUCCAAUGUCCUGUGAGAGGUGUGUCUGGGAUGGGCCUGUCCUGUUGUACCAGAGCCUUUCUGAGAGGGUCAGGGAGAAGAGUGAGGGCCCGGAGCCCUGCCUGGAAGGUUGUGGGUUGUGGGGUCCAGGCAGAGCUUGGAAGCUCCCACACUUACAUUGGGCCUGAGCCUUGCUAUUCCAAUGGCUAAUGUGUAUGUUGGGCCGAGGCAUGCAAUAAAGUGAAAG
Messenger RNA from Alligator mississippiensis (American alligator), 1136 nucleotides. It is a transcript of the gene RIPPLY1, whose product is annotated as ripply transcriptional repressor 1. The record is from RefSeq and is a predicted model, not a curated record. The transcript has 2 exons. Lineage: Eukaryota; Metazoa; Chordata; Crocodylia; Alligatoridae. Gene Ontology annotation, cellular component: nucleus. Gene Ontology annotation, biological process: embryonic pattern specification; negative regulation of transcription by RNA polymerase II. Bases 158 to 472 code for a protein of 104 amino acids.